UGCGGAGAGCGUCCAGGAAUUGUUGGUGCUCGUUCGCGUGACUGAACCCUGUGAUUCUACGACCAUUUCUCUGGUAGUGUGAAGUGCCUAAGGAAGUGCAAGUGGCAGGGAACGGUUUAGGCAAGAAUUUACCAACUAACAUGGAGAUGCCGUGGAGAAAUGCGCUGGCGGACCUGUCGACCUUCCCGAGCACGAGGACGCGGAUUCUGUUUGCCGCUGUGUAUUUCAUCUGGAUCGCUGGAAGCGCCUGCGCCACUGAGACCCUUCAGGAACCGCGAUUCACCACUCAGCCAUCCAGCAGCGGCAAUAUUCUUAGCGAGAAUCGAACGAAAUUUCUGCAGUGUCAAGCGAGAGGGUACCCUCAGCCGAAAUACAAAUGGUUCAAGGAUGGCGUACCUCUCACGAACGAGCUCACCUCGGAGCCGUAUUUUCGAAUACAAAGUACACGAAGGGAGGAUGCAGGUGUCUAUCACUGUGUCGCGACGAACGACGUGGGGUCAAUAUUUAGCGAAAGAAUUACAUUCGCGGUAGCGUAUAUGGGGCUGUUCGAGGAUCUAACCGAGAGGAUAGUGACCGUGAAAUCUGGCAGCGCAGCUGUCUUAACACCGCCACCGGUCGAGAGUCAUCCCGCACCUGUUGUCACCUGGGUUAUGUCCGAUAGAUCAUCGUUGUACGGUAUUAAAUACGCAUCGGUGGGCCAUACGUUACUGAUCUUGAACGCGUCCGACACCGACGAGGGCUUGUACAGGGCCCGAACCAUCAACACGCAAUGAGGGAAAGAAGAGUACAGCCCGUUCUUCAAGCUACAGGUCACUGGAGACGCGAACGUAGAGGUGGCGCCAGCUAUCAUAGUGAAACCGCAGGACACGCAGAUAAUCAAAGAUCAACAUGUCACUUAUAUUCAUUGUAUAGCAAACGCUAGAUCCCUUCAUGAGCUAAGAACUUUGUGGACAAAGGACGGGAUACCUAUUGAAAACUCUAGGAUAACGUAUAGCUUUCAUGACACUUGGAAUAGGACUCUAGCGUUAAUGUCCGCGAACAUAACUUAUACUGGUGUCUAUUCCUGUCACGUGGAUCUGAGGAGCGGUGGAUACCCUACUGUGAAUGCUAGUGCAAAUGUUGUUGUGUAUGAAAAGCCAACGUUCAUAACGGAAUUAAAAAGAGAGACUCUGAGCGAUUAUGGUUCAACUGUAACGUUACCGUGCGAUGCUAUUGGCGUUCCUGCGCCUAAUAUCACGUGGUACCGCAACGCAGAGUCUGUCGACCAUCUUCUUGGAUCUAGGUACGCGAUGGAAGAGGAUGGAUCGUUGACUAUUAAAAAGUUGACUAUGAACGAUUCAGGAAUGUUUCAGUGCCUUGCUUCUAACGAAGCCGGCGAAGCGUCCAGUCAUACCUGGUUGAAAGCUAAAACGUCCGGACCAAUCAUGGAAAAUGGACCCCAAAACUUAACUAUAUUAGAUGGUAAAGAUGCAACCUUAACGUGCAAUGCUGUGGCAGCUCCAAUACCUAAUACUACAUGGAUAUAUAAUGAUACGGUUCCUGUGGAAAUCGCCGGAAGAGUACAAGUUUUAGAUAACGGGGAUCUCUUAAUCGCCGCUGUGAAACCAAAUGAUGCAGGAAAAUACACUUGUAUUAGAGCGAAUGAGGCUGGUUCUGUCAACGGUUCUGCAUAUGUUACUGUUUUAGUACGAACACAGAUCGUUCAACCACCUGUUGACACCUCUGUGCUUCUUGGGUACACUGCGGAGCUACAAUGUAAAGUUUCCAACGAUCCCAGCGUUUUGUACGACAUAGCCUGGUUUCACAAUUCACAAGUAAUAAAUACGCAUGCCAGUCAAAGAGUCAAAAUGCGUAGCGACGGCACGUUGGAAAUAGUUGCUGUUCGUGCCUCCGAUGUGGGCGAUUACAUGUGUUCAGUGGUCUCCCCGGGCGGGAACGAAACUCGAACAGCUCGUCUUAGCGUGAUCGAGUUACCAUUUGCGCCAAUCAAUGUCAUGGCCAGUCGGGUCGAGAAGAUUUCACCGCGCACUAUAAAUGUCAGUUGGGUCCCAGGUUUUGACGGGAACAGUCCCACUAAGAAAUUCAUAAUUCAAAGAAGAGAAGUUUCUGAUCUCGGGCCGAUUCCUGACUCGGCGUUGAAUUGGAUCACCGAGAACGAUAACGUCUCGGCGCAGAGUCGUUGGGUAUUAUUGAAUAACCUCAAAGCCGCUGCUGCUUACCAGUUCAGAGUGAGCGCAGAGAAUAGUGUCGGUGAAGGGCCACCCUCUGAUCCAAGCAACGUAGUGGCACUUCCUCAAGAACCUCCAAGCGGACCACCAGUUGGAUUUGUCGGUUCAGCUCGGUCAUCCUCUGAGAUAAUAACGCAGUGGCAGCUUCCGUUGGAAGAAUAUCGAAACGGCCAUAUAUUAGGAUAUAUAUUACGGUAUAGAUUGUUCGGUUACAACGACAGCCCCUGGACUAUUCAAAAUAUCACCAACGAAGCGCAAAGGAACUAUCUGAUCACCGAUUUAAUAACAUGGAAAGACUAUAUCGUGCAGAUUGCGGCGUAUAACGACAAAGGUGUCGGUAUGUUCACCGAGGGGCUGAAAAUCAAAACUAAAGAAGGAGUACCAGAAGCUCCGCCAACGAACAUAAGGGCGAAGCCCAUUAACUCGACGGCGAUCAUGGUUUGGUGGAAACCGCCGAAUCCGCAGAAGAUCAAUGGUAUAAAUCAGGGCUACAAAUUACAAGCGUGGAUCACACAUAACUCUACCGAGCCGAGCGAAUACAAGUCAAUGUCAGUGCCACCCAGCUUGUUUGAUCCUCUCGCCGAGCAAAGUGCCAUUCUGACCGGUUUAAAGAAAUACACGAUCUAUAAUGUAACAGUAUUAUGCUUCACCGAUCCCGGUGACGGCGAACGGAGUUCGCCCGUUCAGAUACGUACACGCGAGGACGUGCCCGAGGAAGUGGAAAAUUUGCAGUUCGAGGAUAUCAGUGAUCGUUCGCUCACGGUCAAGUGGAGUCCCCCGCAAGAGAUUAAUGGAAUUCUCACUUGUUACCAGUUAAAGUAUAUGAUCAAAGAUGGCCCGGAGUCUUUGAGGGCAGUAAAUUUCACCGCCGACGUUCUCUCGGAUAAAAUCGAACAUUUGCAAGCGAUGACCCAUUACAAGUUCGAGGUAACUGCUUGGACCUCAGUGGGUCCCGGUAAACCGAAAAUCGCCGUCAUUCAAUCAGGCGUCGAACCCGUCCUACCGGAACCGCCCACUAAAUUGGCACUAUCCAAUAUAGACGCGUUUUCCGUGGUGCUCCAAUUCACGCCGGGAUUCGACGGUAACUCGUCCAUAACCAAAUGGACGGUACAAGCGCAGACAACUCGAAAUACCACGUGGUACAAUAUAUACGAAGUCUCGGAUCCUGAUGCUAGUACAAUCACUGUCGGUGGCCUGAUACCGUUCAUGCAGUAUACGUUACGAUUAAUCGCUAAUAAUGUCGUCGGUGCUUCACAACCCUCGGAGCCAACGAAAGAAUUCCAGACGAUUCAGGCGCCACCCUCGCAUCCUCCUAGAAAUGUUACGGUCCGUGCAAUGAGCGCUACAGAAUUACGGGUCCGAUGGAUUCCAUUACAGCAGAUAGAAUGGUACGGUAACCCGAGAGGAUAUAACGUCACUUACACGGAAGUAAGGACGAACAUAUCGAAAAGCAUAACCAUAGACGAUCACACGGCGAAUUCUUACGUGUUAGAAAAUAUGGAAGAGUAUGCCCUCUACGAAAUUGUGAUGCAGGCGUUUAAUGACGUUGGAUCCUCUGCACUGAGUCCUAAAGCUGUUGAAAGAACUCGUGAAUCAGUUCCUUCUAUGGGACCCAUUAAUGUAGAGGCAAACGCAACUUCUUCUACAACUAUAUUAGUAAAAUGGGGCGAUGUCCCUAUAGAGCAUCAGAACGGACAAAUAGAAGGGUUCAAAGUCUAUUACGGUGCAAACGCUAGAUCAGCAUUCCAGUAUAAAAACAUUCCUAGUAACACUACUUUUACGACAACUUUGACAGAGCUUAGAAAGUUCGUUCAGUAUCACGUACAAGUAUUAGCUUUUACAAGACUCGGCGAUGGCACAUUGAGCACACCUCCAGUUAGAGUACAAACUUUCGAAGACGCUCCUGGCCCCCCAUCGAAUGUAUCGUUUCCUGAUGUAAGCCUCACUACUGCUCGCAUCAUUUGGGAUACUCCGGAAGAUCCAAACGGAGAGAUUUUAGCGUAUAAAGUUAUGUUUCAUUUAAAUAAUAGCCAAGAUCACCAAUUUUCCAAAGAAUUUCCUGCAUCUGAUCGAACAUUCAGAGCCACUGGUCUGGAGUCAGAAAAGUAUUAUAUGUUCUCUGUAACGGCGCAAACAAGACUAGGCUGGGGUAAAACAGCUUAUGCUCUUGUUUUCACUACCAAUAACAGGGAACGACCUCAGGCUCCGUCAAUGCCUCAAGUAAGCAGAUCGCAAGUACAAAGUCGACAAAUAACAUUCACCUGGACACCUGGUCGCGAUGGAUUCGCUCCGCUACGUUACUACACAGUGCAACAGUCAGAGAAUUCAGGACCUUUCCAAACUAUCCCUGAAAGGGUGGAGCCAACAUUAACGUCGUACACAGCGAACGAUUUAAAACCAUUUACAUUUUAUCAGUUCCGAAUACAAGCCACGAACGACAUCGGUCCUUCAACUUGGAGUACAGAGUCUGUUCAGGUUCAAACUUUACCGGCAGCGCCCUCUCGUGGGGUCACUGGCCUGAAAGUUGUACCAAUAACAACAUCCAGUAUAGAGGUUCAUUGGAACGCGAUAGACGAAGUAUACUGGAGUGGAGAUCAUGAAACAGGUGGCUACCGCGUCAUCUAUCAGCCUGUUUCUGAUUUUCCAACGGCUCUUCAAGAUACACCAAAGGAAGAAAUUCUAGGAAUAAAGGCCACGAAAAUUGUCUUAAGCGAUUUAACCGAGGAUAGAUACUAUGAAGUAGUUGUACUACCUUUCAACUCUGAAGGGGAAGGUCCGUCGAGUCCGCCCGUGACCGUAUAUGUCGGAGAAGCAGUUCCUACUGGAGAACCGCAACAUUUGAAAGCGGAACCGAUCUCUUCGACGGAAGUUCAAUUACGCUGGAAACCACCUCAAGCUAAUAUGCAAAACGGAGAUUUAUUAGGAUAUAAAAUCUUUUAUUUUGUCACUGAUUCACCACAACAAUUAGAGAAGAAACAAGAGGAGGAAAUAGAAGUUGUGCCAGCAUCGUACUUAACACAUAGCUUAGUUUUCCUGGACAAGUAUACGGAAUAUCGUAUUCAAGUAUUAGCAUUCAAUCCUGCCGGUGAUGGUCCAAGAUCUCCCCCAAUCACUGUCAGAACUAAACAGGAUAUACCAGGUCCACCUUACAACCUACAAUUCUCAGAAAUUACAAUGACGAGUCUUCGUGUUUCUUGGGAAGCACCGAAGUCACGAAACGGCGAAAUAAUUGGUUACAUUGUCACUUAUGAAACAGCGGAACAAAACGAUCGUUUCAGUAAACAAGUUAAACAGAAAGUAACAGAGACCAGUUUACUGAUCCAACCUCUUGAAGAGGAGGAAACGUAUACUUUUAUGGUUCGAGCACAGACCAUUGACUUUGGUCCACCCAUAUCUGGGAAUGUCACGACCGGACCACAAGAAGGUUCGCCAAUGGUACCUAGCAAUCUUGCUGUCACGAAAACAGUGUCUAGCGUUGAACUACAGUGGACCAAUGGUGCUUCUGGAAAAGGGCCCAUUUUAGGAUACUACAUUGAAACACGUCGAAAAGAUGACAGUCGUUGGCAGACAAUAGUGCGCAGUAGUAAUGGGCCGUUAACGGAAUAUUCUGUAUCGUAUCAAAAUCUGCUGCCAUCCACGUCGUAUCUCUUCAGGGUGAUAUCAUACAAUCGUUAUGGAAUUAGUUAUCCGGCAUAUUCUACAGAAACGAUAUUGACUCCGUCAAAGCUGUACCUUGAAUAUGCAUACCUACAACACAGACCAUUCUACAGACAAACUUGGUUCAUGGUAACUCUAGCUGCUGCUUCAAUUAUAAUCAUCAUAAUGGUGAUAGCGGUGCUGUGUGUGAAAAGCAAAAGUUACAAAUAUAAACAAGAAGCACAAAAGACACUCGAGGAGUCCAUGGCAAUGGACACAGACGACCGACAGGAGUCUGACUUAGAACUUUAUAGAUCAAGGCAAGGAAGCGGUGCGAUCAACCUGGCUAGCGGUUGCGGUACUUUAGGAAAACGGAGCACUUUAGCGAGAAAAUCCAUGCACCCGCCUCCACCGACGAUGUUAGGUAAAUCACCUCCUAGACCAUCCCCGGCUUCUGUCGCUUAUCACAGCGACGAGGAGAGUUUGAAGGGAUACGAUGAAAAUCCUGAUGAUAGUAGUGUUACGGAAAAGCCUUCCGAAAUUAGUUCAACGGAUUCGCAGGGAUCCGAAAGUGAGAAUGAAAGCGUCCAAUCGGACCCACAUUCCUUUGUAAAUCAUUACGCUAAUGUAAAUGAUUCUUUAAGACAGUCGUGGAAACGACAGAAACCAGUUAGAAACUAUUCAUCGUACACUGACUCCGAACCCGAGGGUAGUGCUGUUGUCAGCUUAAACGGUGGUCAAAUUAUUAUGAACAAUAUGGCGAGGUCUAGGGCGCCAUUGCCUGGUUUCUCGUCGUUCGUAUAAAUGAUUCUUUUUUAUAUUGACGAAGUAAAGCUUUUAUUAAGUAGAUAGGGUGCCGGUUUAGCGUGACGACGCGCUGUUUGAAAUCGUUGUGCGAUCGACUAAGUUAAAAUCAAUUUGUGCUGAGGGCAGGAUUAUUUAAUGAAAUUGUUGCACUGGGAACGAGAUAUGAAAAUUGCUAGAUACAUAAGAUACGAGACUGGUUGUUGAAAUUUUGAUCGUUCCCGCGGAGUAGUGGGUAGAUUGUUAGAAUUUUUUUAUAACUCAGCACUGAAAUUGAUAUACACAGAGUUAAAGACUUAUGUUGAAACACGUGUUCGGAAACUGUUUCACACGCGCUAACAUUUCGUAUAGUAAUUUUAAAUGCUUCUGG
Dufourea novaeangliae is the source of this 7038-nucleotide messenger RNA. RefSeq names its product protein sidekick (gene sdk). Gene Ontology annotation, biological process: cell-cell adhesion. Gene Ontology annotation, molecular function: protein binding. The record is from RefSeq and is a predicted model, not a curated record. The transcript has 28 exons. NCBI's taxonomy places the organism in Eukaryota, Metazoa, Arthropoda, Insecta, Hymenoptera, Halictidae.